This is a messenger RNA of Coffea arabica (coffee), 682 nucleotides long. RefSeq lists its product as uncharacterized. NCBI's taxonomy places the organism in Eukaryota, Viridiplantae, Streptophyta, Magnoliopsida, Gentianales, Rubiaceae. The record is from RefSeq and is a predicted model, not a curated record. Gene Ontology annotation, cellular component: cytoplasm.
AAAAGGGACAAAGCACCAUAAAACCCUGAAAACCCACCUAAAACCCUAAUCAGAACCGCAACCCACCAAAAACGAUGGAUGCCAUAGCAGCCGCAGAAGAACGAAUAGUAAGCGAUAGAUUGAGGCAAAAAUUGAAUGAAGUCAAUACAGCUGCUCAAUCCCAACUCUCACCUGUCCAAGACCAUGUUAAUUUCACCCUUCAGCAAGCUUAUUUCAAGUGUGCAUAUGAGUGUUUUGACAGAAGAAGAAAGAAUGAGGAGAUAAGUAACUGUGUGGAGCAUUGUAGCGUCCCUGUUCUUCAAGCCCAGAAUCUCGUUGAAUCUGAGAUGGCCAAGUUUCAGGAACGCCUGAAUAGGGCUUUGAUGGUCUGCCAAGACAAAUUUGAGACAGCCAAGCUCCAACGAAGCAGGGGCGAUGGCAUGAAGGAUUUAGAAUCAUGUGUUGAUCAGUCAGUCCAGGACAGUGUCAAGACAUUGCCUUCGCUUGUCGAUAGACUGAAAACUGCUCUUUCAUUCAGUGAAUAGAUGCAAAACCUUAGAAUUCAGCUGUAUACGCUGAUAAACAACUCUAACCCAUUCUGAUAGAGCAUUUUCAGCAUAUUGAUUUAUGCCAUUGUAUGAUGAGGCAAUCUUUGAAGUUUAUCCUAUCCGACGACAUUGUUUUGUUCAAUAGUAGAUAAUAC